AUGAUCCAGCCUCUCCAGUGUGUCCUGUGCCUGAUGGGCGGUCACUGCUCCUGUUCUCCUUCAGUAUAAAGGAGGUGAGGAGCGACCUGUUGCGCUCUUAUAGCCAAGUUGCCAAACCAGAAAGAAGAACUUCACCAAAGACUGCAGUGCGAUGGAUUUUAAAGAGCUUGGAGAGGAGUCCUCCGAGGUUGACACCGAGGAUCUGGACAACGUGAAGGCGCUCACAGAGAAGCUGAAGCUGCAGACGCGCAGACCUUCCUAUGUGGAGUGGCAGGAGCGCGUCCAGAGUUCACCGUGGAAGGAGGAGAGUAGUCACCCAGCAGCAGCAGCAGCAGCAGCAGGAGAAGAAGACAGCCCUGCACCGGACUCUGAAGGACAAGUAGUCUCCGUGCCUGAACUUAUGAGAGAUGAGAACUCAGAGCUGGUUGUGCGCAACAUCUGUGGCUUUGACACUAUUGAUGAUGCUUUGGACUUUCUGAGAAAAGAGCUGAGGGAGAUGCAGGUCCAGGACAACCUCCUGGCCCGUCAGCUCAUCCGUCUGCGUGCGGACAUCCACCGGCUGAAGGUGGAGCAGGUGUGCGACCGCCACAAGGAGAUGCUGGACGAUGCCACGUACGAGCUGGAGGAGUGUGGCGAGGAGUCGGACCUGCUGUGUGACAUCCCCAUGAAGGCCGCCUUCGCCCUGUCCGGCCCGCUCAAACACCUGGGCCUCACCAAGAUGAACAUCAACUCCAGACGUUUCUCACUGUGUUAAAACAAACUUAUACUGGAUGUUCCCAUGUCCUCCUCCUCCUCCUCUUCCUCCUCCUCUGUGUUUGUGUUGGCUUAGGCUUAUUUCCUCCCCGGGAGCUGUUUGAUGAAGUGAAGAGUGACUGCUAGCUAUUGGUGCCCUGGGUGGAAAUGAACACGACUGUGCACCUUGGCUUGACAUGCAUUGGGAAGCCUCAGUGUGCAGACCUGUAGGGGCACACACACCCUUACUAUAAUACAAACACACCUUCCUGCUGGAUGGAGCUGCUCUACUGUUGACUCUGCUUUACCAUGUUAACCAGAGUAGAGAGACGAAGGCUUAGAGCUACACUGAGAUGUAGAGGUAGAUACAUAAUUGGCAUUAUAUCUUAUACCCAAUGAUUUGGUAUUGUAAAAACAAAUUUUAACUUGUGCCAAAGAAGUGCCAAACAGUUGUGAGGAGAGUAGAAGAAGAAGCUCACUUCAGAAAAGAAGCUUCAUGGUCGCAGUUACAUUAGACAGGUGAGACUACUUUACAUUAGUGGUUCCCAACCUAGGGGUCAGGGCCCAGACAAGGGGUUGCAAGAUAAAUGUGAGUUUGUAAUGCGAUUAACAAGAUCGGAACCAGAAAAAGAUUUUCUGCUAGUUUUUUUUUCUCCAUUGAAUAAUUCUCUUCUACCCUCUGGUUGGACUGGUUAAAUCCAGUGAUGAGGGUUUGCAAGUUGCAUUUUAAAGGAACAGUGUGUAACAUUUUGGGGGAUCUAUUAGCAGACAUGGAAUAUUCAUAACUUUGUUUUCAUUAGUGUAUAAUCACCUGAAACUAGGAAUUGUUGUGUUUUUUGUUAGUUGAGAGUGAGUCUUUCAUAUCUAAAUGGGGAGUGGGUCCUCUAUACGCUAUGUUGCUACACCAUGUUUCUACAGUAGUAGUAGUAGUAACAUUGCCUUUUUUUUUCUUUUAAGCAAAUCACUAAUUAAUUUCACCUCUUCCACCCUCUGGUUGAACUGGUUAUAUCCAUUGAUGAGGGGUUGCAAUUAGAUAUUGUUUAAUUUUAAAGGUACAGUGUGUAGGAUUUGGCGGGCAUCUAGGGGUGUGGUUGCAGAUUGCAACCAAUUGAAUACCCCUCAACUCAUUGCUCCCUUUCGGAUAAGGGUAACGCAGUUUUGCACUCUGCAGCUCGCGUUACCACAGUUUCACAAGCGUGUCGGAGAACUGCGGUGUCCUUCAGGUUACGUAGAAACGCAAAAGGCUCUCUCUAGAGCCAGUAUUUGGUUUGUCCAUUCUGGGCUACUGUAGAAACACGAAGGAGCAACUUGGUGGACUCCGUGAAGAGGACCCGCUCCUUAUGAAGGGCUCAUUCUAAGCUAACGAAAACACAAAGAUUCUUGGUUUCAGAUGAUAAUACUCCAAAGAAAACAUGCUUCCCUGAAAUUUUACACACUGUUCCUUUAAGAGGUCACAUGACAAAAAGUUUUGGGAUAACUGCUUUACAUCACUAAUACAUUUUUUGUGCAGUAAAAAAGUAUGACGGUGGCACGUCUGGUCAGAUAAAGGAAAUGUUCAGCACCACUUUAAAGUAAAUAAUACAGCAACAUAUUCCAGCUGUUGAAGCCUGCAUCAGGGCAUUGUCCCUGUCACUAUCCUCAAAGGAAGUGGAAGGUCACACUCCAGCAUUUCUACGCCUCUUCUUCACAAACCAAAUAUAUCUUUAUUGCCUCAGCGCUGCAGUGACAGGACCCAGGAGGCUGUGCCUAAAGCAUUUUGUUUUCCAUUACCGUGUCCAGAUGCUGCAGAGCACGGGUUGGAAACUGGACAGUGACCAAUAAGAUGAAAUGGUUUAUUAUAUAGCUCGAUAUUAUUAGUAACAGCAAGUAGGACGAAUGAGAUAUUUUUGUUGAGUUGUAACUGUGUUAAAUGUUAAACAAAAACAACUAUUAUUAUUGCUAAAUCAUUCUUCUGUAAUAUGAAUGUAUCUAUUUGACAAAUGAGUAUGUAAAAGAAAUGCCUUAAAAUGUAAAUGUUUUCUUGCACAUACUGUACAACACAAUAUUAAAGAGACUUUACCAUA
Molecule: messenger RNA, 2795 nt
Organism: Sebastes umbrosus (honeycomb rockfish)
Lineage: Eukaryota; Metazoa; Chordata; Actinopteri; Perciformes; Sebastidae
Gene: fam167b
Product: family with sequence similarity 167 member B
Exons: 2
Coding region: 152-754 (200 amino acids)
Source: RefSeq, a predicted model, not a curated record